Messenger RNA from Motacilla alba alba, 1182 nucleotides. RefSeq names its product translation initiation factor IF-2-like. Bases 43 to 804 code for a protein of 253 amino acids. The record is from RefSeq and is a predicted model, not a curated record. Lineage: Eukaryota; Metazoa; Chordata; Aves; Passeriformes; Motacillidae. The transcript is spliced from 2 exons.
CAGCCCUCGCUGCCAGCCCGCUGCCCUCCCUCACCCUCACAGAUGAGCUGGAGCUCCUCGAUCUUCCCCCUCAGGUGCCGCCCGGCCAUCCCUGUGAACACAGAGCCUGUCACGGCGCCGGCGGCACAGCUCCCUGCCAGCGGCGCUGCCGGCGCUGUGGCCACACGCCCUGCUGGCCCGGCAGGGCUCAGCCCGGGCCCUUGCCGCACGCUGCCGCCCCAGGGCACGGCUGCCAGAGGGCGGCAGCAGCGCCGAGCCCGGGCGGGGCUCCACGGCGCCGGGCCCGGCCGGCGCUGCCGGGGCUGCAGGCGGGGCCGGGGCCGCGCUGCGGCGGGGUGGGGAGGGAGCCCGGGCUCGGGGCUCACCCAUGAACCGGAUGGCCGCCUCUCGCAGGGGCUCCUGUGGGCUCUCCAGGUAGCGCAGGGCCCGGCGCAGGUGCUCGGCCGCUCGGCUCCUGUCCUCUGCCAGCUGCAGAGAGCGGCAGCAGGGGAGGCUUGGCGCGGGCUCAGCCCCCGGGCCGGGCGCUCGCUGCGCGCAGCCCCGGCCUCCCCUGCCCGCGCAGCCCUGAGGCGCGGCCAGCAGCCGCUGGCGCCGGGCUCCGGAGGGGGCAGAGCGCCGGCUGCUGCCCGGGGAGCCGCGGGGCCGCCCCGCAGCGCCGCCGGGCCGGGGCUCCGUGGGCACCCGGCUCGGGCCCGCAGGAGCCUGGAGAAGAGCCCGCGCGGCCUCUGGGUGCAGCAGCGGGCAGCGGCACAGCGGCCAGCCCCGCACGCUGAGCACCGCGCUCAGGGGUCUUGUCCAGGCUGAGCCUGGGGCUUGCAAGCCGUCCUUACCAGGACCUCGGCAAACAUCAAGAGUUUCUCCUCCUCCAACAGCUGCUUGAGUUCCCUCCUCUUCAGGAACCCGGCUGCACAGUGUAGUGUUUUCCGAGAAGCCUGGAGAGCAGCAGAGACGCGGAGAUGGCCCCACAGCCCGGGGCACAGGACUCACAUCCCUGUGCCAAGGCCUGGAGGUGGCUGUAGUCCGGGAGUUGACCAGGGCAGGAGGCAGCUGAGUCCCCUCCCCAGAGGGCCACCUGCAGCCCACGAGUCCUCACCUGUGCCACACGCCGAUUCUCAUCAUGGCAGUGGAAGAAGAGUGGGAGCAGGCUCUGGCACACAAUUGACUUCAGGGGCUUUUUUCCCU